AUGUCUGAUGCUCCGGCCCACCACACGCCCAAUUCCAGCCGCCGCUCCAACUCUCCGGACGAGACGGCCACUGAGGUGCGGAAACGCCGGCGCAUAGCCCUUUCGUGCUACGACUGCCGCCGCCGGAAGCUGCGGUGUGAUCGCGAGUAUCCCGCCUGUGGCCGCUGCCGCAAGGGCGGCCAUGCAGACACUUGCUCCUACGACUCCCGCGCAGAGCCGCCCUCAGGCGUUCGCAAUGGCCACCACCCAGUCCCGGAGAGCGACGAGGACCGAGCCGCCAUCUUAAGUCCGACCAGCUCCAACACCGUCCCUCGAGCCCCGGUCGCCCCCGACGCCGCCCACCACGGCUCCCGGGAGAGCUCGGAUCUGCUCUCUGUGCAACGCAGGAAGAUCUCCGAGCUUGAGAGCCGCCUCGCCCAGCUCGAAGGCAAGGCCAAAGACCCCUACGGCAACGGCCAGGCAAUCCAGCAUGCUGGCGACGAGCUCUUGUGGCCCAAUCCCACCUCUGCCCGCCGCGGCGCCGAGGCCGAGGAGAGCGAGACCAUGCUCCUCCGAGGCAAGGCGUUCAAGACGGCCUACUUCGGCAGGAGUAACAUCACCAGCGUCGUCAUCACACAUUUUCCAGGUCUUCGUUCCUUCAUGCAGGCCACAUUCAAGCAGUACCCCGCUUUGAUGCAGACUCGGCCAGAGAUAAAGGCGAUUCGCGACCGUUGGAAGAAGCACAAGCUGCUAUCCACCCAGACCGUGGACGCUGACGCUCUCCUCCCGCCCAAGGAACACGUCGAUCACCUGGUGCGGCACUACUUUGAUACUCUUGAGACUACCCACAGGAUACUCCAUGCUCCCAGCUUCUGGGAUGAGUACUCCCGUUUUUGGUCCGAUCCGUCUAGACGCCGACCAGAGUUCACUGUGACUGUGCUGGCAGUCCUGUCGACAGUCGUCACUGCAACAUUCGAGCUUCCCACUACCUAUCGCGCAGACCGGCCCGUGCAGGUCGAGAAAGCCGUCGAGUGGGUUGACGCCAUCGAUCGCUGGCUGUCGAUGCAGAGCCGAAAACAUGCCGACCUGAGCCACUAUCAAAUUCGGUGUCUCCUGCUGCAGACCAAAUGCGUCAACUCGAUAAAGUGGAAGGAGAUCUGGGGCUAUUCCAGAGACUUGAUCACCUUCGGAUUGUCUACAGGCUUGCAUCGUGACCCGAACUGGCUGAUCAAAGAGACGAGCAUCUUCGACCAAGAGAUGAGACGUCGUCUUUGGUGGACGAUGCUCGAAUCGGAGCUACAGUGUUCCAUCUACCGCGGUAUGCCAUCGUCGUCGCAUGGUCUUUUCACCGACACGGCGCCGCCGCUGAAUGUGAAUGAUGAGGACAUUGAUAACACAGCCCGAAAGGCGCCCCCAACCCCUUGGCCCAUUCAGGAAUUCACCGCGACGUCAUAUCUCUAUGUUUCGGCGAAGAGCAUGGCGUUACGAGUGGAGAUCAACUCGGCAUUGAACAAUGCAGCAGCACCACUCACUUAUGAAGAAACGAUGGCAUACGCUGAGAAGGUGGUUGUGGAGCUGGAGAGAAUUCCCUCAUGGAGUGGUCGAGAAGAUGCGAAGAUCACGCGCAUGCUUCUCGACAUCCAACUCCGGCAAUUCCUUGUCCUGCUCCAUGAGCCAUUCGCACGAAAGGCAGGGACCGAUUCUCGUUAUACGUACUCGCGCACAGCAUGCUUCGACGCGGCAGCGUCCGUCAUAGAACAACACUUCAAGAUCAUGACGAUGGGCAACAAGACAGUGUUAUUGCCUCUUUGGAACGACACGGCCCGUGCCGCAAUUUCCAUCAUCCACACCGCUUUCAUGUCGAGUUUGUCACAAGACUACCGCUUCUUCCAGAACCAUAAGGUUGCCAUAGCAGAGCUGGUCGAGAAAUCUCUUGUCCUCAUCGAGGAAAAGGCCAGCCGUACCGGCGCAGGCUUUGGUCACAUGGGCCACAUAUCGGCAGCCUACGACUUGCUCAUCACCAAGGUGCAACCUGACGAGAAGGAGAAAGUGCUCAAGCACAACGUGGAGAGAGUUCUGAGGCUGCAUCGGACCAUGAUGACCAAUCAGGAACGUCUUCCUGAACUGUCGGCGGAAGCGGCACAGGCCAUCAAUCAGUCUCUAGGUCCGAUGGGAUACACCACCGCUCCGGGCAUGCCCAACGUCCAGCUACCGUAUGGCAUUCAGAUGCCGCAGCCCGGUUCGGAGCAACCUCCCAUCAUCACAUUUCCUGAAAUUCAAGGCUGGGACCUCAACGAACUGUGGGGUUUUGGCCCUUCCGAUUUGUGA
Molecule: messenger RNA, 2307 nt
Organism: Diplodia corticola
Lineage: Eukaryota; Fungi; Ascomycota; Dothideomycetes; Botryosphaeriales; Botryosphaeriaceae
Product: c6 zinc finger domain containing protein
Exons: 4
Coding region: 1-2307 (768 amino acids)
Biological process (GO): DNA-templated transcription; regulation of transcription by RNA polymerase II
Cellular component (GO): nucleus
Molecular function (GO): zinc ion binding; DNA-binding transcription activator activity, RNA polymerase II-specific; RNA polymerase II cis-regulatory region sequence-specific DNA binding
Source: RefSeq, a predicted model, not a curated record